AUGGAGGAGGAAAACGCCGCUCUGCUCGCCGCUCUGACGGACAGCUUGGAUGGGAUGGUGGACGCAGAAGUGGGCGGGCUCUCCGUCUUCCCCGUCCUGGGCGAGGAGCCUAACCAGGAAGAGGAAGACGAGGACAAUCUCUCUCUGAGCACCGAAGACUUCAGCCAAUCACUGGGGUCCGAGACAGAGGACCCAUCUCUGAGACACAGGUCUCAGGUGUGUUUGUCCUCAGGAUGGCAGCCGCGUUGGUUCGUGCUUCAGAAUGGGUUCAUCUCGUACUACGACAGUGAGGACGACGUUGGAAAAGGAAGCAAAGGAUCCAUCAAGAUGUCCGUGUGUGAGAUUAAAGGUGAGGCCGCUAGUGACCUCCGUCCGGACAGGAAGCCGCGCGCCGUCCGUCCGUCCGGUCGUCUCUGCACCGAGCUGCACAAACACCUGACCACCGCUCGAGACACUGAGGAGGACAAGGAGGAAGAGGAGGAGGAUGAAGAGGAAGAGGACAGUGAGUCAGAGGAGGAGGAUGAAGAUGAAGAGGAGGAGUCUUCCAGCAGCGAAGUGGAGGGAGGAGUCGUCUUUGUUCCUCCUCCAAAGUCUCAGUUCAGCUCAGAGAAGGAGCUGCGCUCGGUGGUGGAUCUGAUCACCUACAUGCACACCUACUGCCUGCCCAUCCGCAAGCAGCAGGCCUGGGAUCAAAGGAAGGAGGCGCCGAGGCCGAGGGCCCGAAACGAGACCCCCCGCCCCCCCACUAACACCCACAGCAGGGUGGUACUGGUGUCCGCGCCGGGCACUGGGAGCAACAGCGCCCCCCGCAGGAUGCCCUUUGCAAGGCGGCGGGAGAUGAAGGCCAACUCUCUCCUCCGAGACCUCCUGCAGCAAAGCAGCUCGUACGACGUGAGCAAGCCUUACGGACUGCAAACCCCCCCCUACGUUCACUCCCCCAGCAGAGUCUCACACCCACAUAAAUCUUCCUCCCCCCCCUCCACUAUAAAUAAACUGGAGCUCCGUAAAGACUCCCAGCAGAGGCGGCCUCAGAGCCCGGAGGAUUUGGAGGAUUUUGUGGAUUUUGCGGAGGGCGGCGGCUCUUUUUCGGUUCGUCGCUCCCGUCGACUCGCCUCUUUCCCGAGUCGCUUCGGCAAGAGGCUUCGGCCAGGAAAGGAGAGGGAAGGAGUCAUGGGGAGGAAGGAAAGGGAAGAAAGGGAGGAGGCGAGAGCGGGAGUCAAAGUGCUGCCGACACAAACGGGAGCAACGACGACGCCGACGGAAAAGCUGACGGCCAGAGAACUAGAGAACAAACACUGCUGCCACAACGAGAAACGAGCCUGCCUCUGUCUGCCUCUCAACUCCAAGAACACAGGAGAGUCCCAGUACAGCAGCAAGCCUUUCGAGCAGACGCUGGGAGUGGAUCUGUGCGGGACGGCAGGUCUCACCCCUCCCACCACCCCGCCUCACAAACCAGUGGAGGAUGAGCUCUUCAAACCAUCAGAGGCAGGAAAACCCAGCGAUGUUGUCGGCGUUUCCACGAAGGCUUCCUCGUCCUGGCUUUCUCGCGCUCACCCUCCACGGAAGCUUCUGGAACAAACUGAGCUUUACGCCCAGUUGCGGCGCAUGGGUCAGGCGGGCGCCAACGAAUCCUACCGGACCUUCGGAGAUCACGACUACUGCGCGCUGAGCCUCGGGGAGAGCAGGAAACGCAGCGCCGACAUGUUGGGCGCCAUGUUACAGGCGCAAAGUGGGGGAAUGGAUGGUAGCAAAGCGCCGAAAAAUGUAGACGAUCAGGGGUCGAGGGAGAGAGAGAGGGAGAGAGAGGAAGUGAUGGUGGCGUCACAGAUAGCAGAAUUGCUGGAGCAGCAGAUCACGACCACCACGACCAAAACGACGAAGAAGUUGGUGAUUUCUUCGUUGCCGCCGCCCUCUCACUGCCAGUCGGCGACCGCUACGCCGCCGGUGUCCGAGGAGGAGGCGGAGAGAUCGUCUGCGUCUCGCUCGCCAUCACCCACAAUGCACCUGUGUCCCGACUCCCCCGCCAGCAAGACAGACUCCAGUGAGAACUCGGAGAUGUGUCCCGACGACAAGCAGAGGAACAAAGCCAAGUCUGACGAGGACAACUGCCAGGUGUUCUACAUCCACAACCUGCCAACCAGCGUGACCCAGAACAUGCUGCGGAAACGCUUCCAGGUUUUCGGAAAACCGGAGGACUGCAAAGUCAUCAUCUGCAACGAGUACGAGGCAGGCCCGGGCCCCGUGAAGAGCAAGUACGAUGCACUGGACUUUGACACUCUGCUGAAGGAGGCCCAGAAGUCCUUGCACCGCUGACAGCGCCCCCUCCUGGCAGCCUUAGUGAACUACACCCUCUACUACAGGGCCCUCAGAAAGGCCCAUUAGUACCCCCAUGCAAGGCAACCUCGCAAAAUGUUUACAUUUUUACCAUUGGAAUAAAGUAGUGAUAAGGACCUCGUUGUUUUUUUUUCUUUCACCGGAGGAUAUAUUGCUUAAAAACGAGGAAUCCACCGUAGAGCAAAAGGACUUACAACAGUACAACGAGUACGAACGAUGAUACAGCUGUUUGCUGACAAUAACCGUCUGUUGGUGACUUCAGAGGACCUCUGUAGCAAAACCUUGCUAUUCCUACGUUGGUCGUCGUGGUGUGUGUGUUUCUGCGUGUGCGUGUUAUUCGUUCUGUUCGUUUUGUAAUAAAAAAAAGAUAAAACCUCCCCUUUUCCGGUUACGGGUGGCGAAGCUGCAAGAUGCAAGCUUCAGGCUGUUAACCAGAACAAAAAAAAACCUGCUUUGUUUUAGCGAAGAAUUGUGGAUGUUAUAAAUUCUAAAAUCUAUUGUGUGUGUGUUAUGGACAAAGAAUAUAUAAAAAAACAUUUAACGUAAUCAUUUGAUGACUGAUACAAGUUUACAAAUCUAAAAUGAAGAAGAAGAAACUCAUGUUUUUUUUUCUUUUUUGUAAUUGUAGUGCUUCCUUGAUUUGAUCUAUGCACUGUACGGAAGGAAACGCCUCCUCCACGUUCCCUAUUUGAAUCGAACUCUGCCAUGCUUUAGGUUUCUGCUACUGGCUGCUACAGGCUCUGUUUGGUAGGCGUUUCAUACAUUAAGACCCCGACUAUGACCUGGAAAAAUAUGUACCUUUAUAUUUAUUCCAACCCAUGCAAACACGGAUUGGAAAGGCAAUAUUUACUGCGUUUGUUGAGCAAAUCCCAAGUUAGAAAACACAAUUUGACGAGUGUUUCAUGGGUUGCUUCCAGGUACGUUUUUUCCACAUCUGGAGGGGUCUUGAUGUAACUUUUAUAGGGUCCCACUGAACAUGUGUCCUCUGAAGGAUGCAGCCUAAUGACACCCACAGCCAAUGCAACACUUACUGUUUACAUUUGGACUGCAGCAAGCAGGACAAUAAUGGGGAAAUGAAGAUGGUAGCCAUAGAAUACUUUAUAUCAUACUUUGUUAUGAAUCCAUCACAGCUGCACUUUGUCCAGAUCCUCCCAGUCCAAUCUCCGUUACAGUCAUUCAACUAUUGUUAAUGUCCUGGUGACAUUAGUGCAUUGGGUUUCUUAGUUUAAAGGGGAUCAAGACCACUUUGCUCCCCCCCCUAUAAUCCACAUCAUCAUCACAAGAAGUAGACAAAUCUGUUGGAAUGUAUUCAAGAAUUUGAAUGUAAUCAUCAAGUUUUCCCCAUUUCUGCUUGCCCAAAGAUUGUGGAGUUUUUUUGGUGCUUUAAAGUAAGUUGUCCGGUCUGCAGGAAAUUACCAUUUGAAAUGCAGUCCGGUUAGAACCGCUUUCCUGACGCAGCCAGUAGCAGUGAAAAGGGAGAGAGCCUCCACACCUAUAGUGCCAAUAUGGUGGCACCAAAGGGCGAGCGAGGGACGGGCUUGAAAGUAAAAAACAAAACAAUCGGCCGAAAAUCUGGUUUCUCAUCCGGGAGGUAACAGCUGAUCUCUACCUCACAUCCAUCCGUCCCUUUCUCCAUCUUCUGGAGGCUCUCGGCCAUCUUCUUUUAUGAGUUCAUUCUGUCAGAAAUGUUCUUCUGUCUGUCCCUAACUUAUGGGUCGUUUCGGGGUUUGUCUUUGACUUUUGAUACUAUGGCUCAAAAGGGGAAUAAUCUCUGUCUCUCUUUCUCUAACUCUUUCCUCCGCUUGCCUCAUAACGGUUUUAAGCGUGUCCGUUACUUGGAGUCUCGACCGUGUGUCCGUGUGUUUCUGAGUGUUUCGUCUUUGUCUCGUGUUUGAGUCGGACACUGCUGGCGCUUGCAGGUCGGUGAGGAGGGGUCGAACGCUGGCUUAAGGGUUUGUUCGGUCCUCGAUCGAAGGGGGAAGAGUCUCCUGGUCUUCAGUUUUUAUUCAGGGACACGUUCCUCCUCUCCUCGCCUAAGAAUUUCAAUAAAUCGCAGCCCGACUCCCUCUAAACUAUCGCUUUCCGUCUCGUGGGUUCUAGGCCUCGGGUCUUCCCCAAACCCCUGGUAACCUCCCGCUUUAUAACAAAUAAUCCCUCUUCUACCCGUCCUAUCUAAUCAACUCCUUGGUAACACACACAAAAAAUUGAAUGUUUACAUCACUCGAUUCUCCUUUGACUUUAUUAGGAACGCAGACUUAGUACAAAGGCGCCUUAUUCAGUGUUUAAAAAAAUAGUAAUUAACAGCAAAGUGAAGCGUUACCUUCUCCAGGCUCACUGAUGUCCAAAUCUAACAAAAACACUUUAGUGCUAUACAUACUGAUUGAGAAGUUAUUAAAACAAUUAUUUAAAAACACAAACAACUGAAUAAGUAUUUGUGCUUAGUAUGGAUACUACUAAAAAAGUGAGAGAAUGUGCUGGUUUACAUAUAAAAAAAAAGAAUAUAUAUAAAUAUAAAAUGUGUAUAUAGCACUAUGCCUCGUUGUAAACAUAAAUUGUAUUGUGUGUUUUUUUAUUUUUAAGUGGCGGGUUAUAGUUGAUAGCUAAUCAGACAGUCAGUACAGGGAGGACAUGAAGGGAAUUGAGAUAAGUUCAAACUCUUGUAAAAGACAUCCCUUUAGACUAUCACACUAAAAGGUUUCUUUGCUGUUUAUGAAAUGACUCAAUAUUUUUUUAUGUUUUUUUUUAAUGUUUUGUUCAAGAGCAAUUUGAAAUGCAAUACAUAAUAAUCUUAUCUUUAAGACAGCCUUUCCGACACACUGAGGUAAUAAUAAUAUAUAGGUUGGUUGUUGAGCGACGGAUCCAAUAGAAUACUGUACUGUAUGUAGACUGCUGUUAAACACAAAAAACACAUAAAAACUACAGGAAGAAAGGGGGUAGUUGUGAACACAUAUACAAAACAAAUCGUACCGUAUACUCUUGCACAAAUAACGUCCCAAGUGGUGAAAUAUCUUCAAAGUUUUUAUUUUCGUUGAAAGGAAGCCAUUGUAACUGCUAUCACCUUCGAUGGUGCACAGGUGUGUUGAACACCUGUACUACAGGAACAGCCAAUAACUAAACAUGUGUGACUGGUGGAGGAAUGUGGGGGGAUGGGAAAGGAGACAAAAGCAAGUCGUCGCUGGUUUGACCCGGUUCUACUUUCACAUUAGUUGAUACUGAUAAGGAAGACACUGUAGAAAUCCCAGUUUAAAUGAUUACACCACGACUGUGUACCACAAAGGAAGUAUAACUUACAGAACGCUUGGCCCAACUAGCUGGGACGUGUUGUGUUUUAGACGCUAAUUAAAGCAUAAAAGCAGUCAGAUUCGGCACAUUUGGGAAUGUUGCAUAGACAUAAAACAUAGAGUGGAAGUCAUGGAUACAGUAGGAGAAGAAAUUUGCUUCCCUUUUACUAACGGGAAAAACUGAAAAGGCUUUCGUUAGCAUCUUGCUAACCCUUCCACGUGACAAAGCUAGCUCUUGUUUGGCCUGUUGGGAGAUCUUAGUUUCUUCGUAUAAUCCAACAUGUGUAUGUCGAGGAUCUCUUGAAACUGAGAGUCAGUGGUUGGGUUUCUACAGUGUCUGCCGCCGUGCCAGUUAGGGUGCCUCGAUUUUCUAGAGGUUAAUGACGUUGGAGAACCCAUUUUUCAUCCUGGCAAGCCUUAAAAUCAAUCGGGAGGGGAAGACGAAGCUACCACUAGCUUUUAUUAUUGCUGUUUCAACUCCUUUCCAAUCCAAUGCGGUUUAUUAUUAAAUGAUUACUGACGUAAUUACAACUUUUUUCAAUAGCCAUAUUAUAAAAAGGUAUAUACAUAUAUUAUGAAUAUAUAUUUGUGUGUUUGUGUAGAUAUCUAGAUGAUUAUAUACUUUCUUAUAGAAAACUUUGAUGUUGACCAUUCUCUUCGGUGUUUUGAGAACACGUUGACACAUUUCAACAGAAUAAUAAUACUGCUGUCCGCUUGGUCUAGGUCCUAGGUCGGUGGACAACAAAUCAAAAAAAAAAAAAAAAAAACGUCCUUCCAAAGGGAAACACCCUCAGAAUG
This is a messenger RNA of Notothenia coriiceps (black rockcod), 6413 nucleotides long. It is a transcript of the gene ppargc1b, whose product is annotated as peroxisome proliferator-activated receptor gamma, coactivator 1 beta. The transcript is spliced from 11 exons. The record is from RefSeq and is a predicted model, not a curated record. Lineage: Eukaryota; Metazoa; Chordata; Actinopteri; Perciformes; Nototheniidae. Gene Ontology annotation, molecular function: transcription factor binding; nucleic acid binding. Gene Ontology annotation, cellular component: nucleus. Gene Ontology annotation, biological process: positive regulation of transcription by RNA polymerase II. The coding region runs from base 1 to 2313 and encodes 770 amino acids.